GAUAUUCCAAAAUGGCAACAAAAUCGCACUUAUCUAAAGUAGUACAAAACCUGAUUAUAACCUGAGUAUAUGUCAGGUGACGUGUCGUGUUGGUCUCGACCAAAAUUAGAUUGUCGUACCUGUAUUUAAGUUAAUAUCAAACCCAGUAACCAUGGGUGGAAAUUCCAGUGUGCCAAUCACCAACAUACAAGUCAAGGUUAAGUUAAUGAUCAAUGGACGACAAGAAGAGAUUCGAUGUUUCCAAGUACGUGACUUAAAGGAAAUGGAAGAAAACUACUAUGACAUUUAUAUUGGGAAAUUGUAUCAAAUUUUCCCGCAACUUCCAACACCGUAUAGCGAGAUUAAACUCACUUGGACUGACAAAGACAAUGAUGUGAUACGGAUUUCAAAUAAUGCAGAUUUACUCAUAGCAGUUCAACGCAUGCCGGAGAUAAAAGUUUUUCAGGUACACAUGAAAAAAGUAGAAAAGAAAGCCAUCGAAUUCAAGGCAAUUGAUGAAAACCGAAAAUAUAUCCGCGGUGAGGACGGUACACUACUCGACAUAACAAAUGGAACGCCAUUGAAAGACGAUAGCCAAAAAUUACUACUCUUCAUGGCGUUAGGCUUGUUUUUAGGAAUAGUGGCGUAUUUUAUUUUAAAACAAAAUGAUCAUACACACUUACAAAACUAUGAACAACACAAUAGUGGAUAUAGUAAUUAACUUGUAUACCUAUAUUCAUAUAUUUUAACUGGAGACUUUCGUGAAAAAUGAAUAAAUAUACCUUUCUAAAUUUAAGUAAACAAAAAACGUUAUUGGCAGAAGAUAAA
Molecule: messenger RNA, 807 nt
Organism: Dalotia coriaria
Lineage: Eukaryota; Metazoa; Arthropoda; Insecta; Coleoptera; Staphylinidae
Exons: 3
Coding region: 152-700 (182 amino acids)
Source: RefSeq, a predicted model, not a curated record